Messenger RNA from Rhododendron vialii, 1817 nucleotides. RefSeq names its product heptahelical transmembrane protein 4-like. NCBI's taxonomy places the organism in Eukaryota, Viridiplantae, Streptophyta, Magnoliopsida, Ericales, Ericaceae. The transcript has 4 exons. The coding region runs from base 335 to 1576 and encodes 413 amino acids. Gene Ontology annotation, cellular component: membrane. The record is from RefSeq and is a predicted model, not a curated record. Gene Ontology annotation, molecular function: signaling receptor activity.
UCCAAAUAUCUACGUCAUCGCUUCCUAUUUUUCAUGAAGUCGUUGUCCUAGAGUCUUAACCGUGCCAAAUCCUCAACCUAAAACGAACAAUCACCCUCUUCGUGUGGUCUCCGAACCUACCUCUCUCUCUCUCUCUCUCUCUCUCUCUCUCUCCUUCUUGCCACUUCUUUGUAUUCCAUCAUCAUUCGAAACCCUCCUCCAAAGCAAUCAUUCGAAAUCCUCUCCCUUCUCUCUCAUACUCAUCCACCUGAGUGUAUUCUUCAGCUCUUGUCAAUUAUACAAAAGAAUCUCCUUGUGGGUCUUCUCCGCCGGCGCACUUCUUCCAUUACUGAAGAUGGGUAAGAAUCCAAAAGCUUGUGAGGAUUCUAGGGUUUGUUCCGAACCGAAUGACGAUGGGCUCGAUCGUUCUUUGAAAAAAGAUGGGAAGGGGAAGAGAUUGUGGAAGAAGGUGAAAUACCAGCUGGUGGAGUACCACUCGUUGCCUGCGUAUUUGAAGGACAAUGAGUACAUUAUCGGGCAUUAUCGAUCCGAAUGGCCGUUAAAGCAGAUUUUGCUAAGCAUUUUCACCAUUCAUAACGAGACCCUCAAUGUCUGGACGCAUUUGAUUGGCUUCUUCCUUUUUCUUGCCUUGACAAUAUACACUGCGAUGAAGGUUCCAAAGGUUGUGGAUUUCCACGGUCUGCAACAUAUCCCUGAUGUGCUGAAGAGAGCUGAUCUCCACAAACUGCAUGCAGAACUUUUGGCUUGCCUGCCUUCUUUACCCAACAUGCCUGAUUUGCACAGACUUCGUGAGGAGCUAACAAAGUCGUUGCCUUCGAUGGGUUUGCUGCCAUCACCAUCGACUUGGCAUGUCGUAGAUCUCCUCACAAAGUGUUUGCCUGGGAGGCUAUUUCAUGUGAACCACACAGAUGUUGGUGUUCUGUGGACUGCGAAAGAAGACCUGGCAAAUGCGAUUGCACCCCUGAUGUUCCGUCCAAUCACGCGGUGGCCAUUCUUUGCCUUCUUGGGUGGGGCCAUGUUCUGCUUGCUCGCCAGCAGCACGUGCCACCUACUCGCGUGCCAUUCCCCGCGGCUUUCAUACAUCAUGCUUCGGCUCGACUACGCUGGAAUCUCAGCUCUCAUCUCAACCUCCUUCUACCCUCCCGUCUACUACUCCUUCAUGUGCUACCCCUUCUUCUGCAACCUCUACCUCGGAUUCAUCACCCUUUUGGGAAUCGCCACGAUGUUGGCUUCUCUCCUUCCGGUCUUCCAGAAACCAGAAUACCGUCACAUUCGUGCGUCCCUAUUUUUCGGGAUGGGCGUGUCCGGGAUAGCUCCAAUCCUGCACAAGCUUAUCUUGUUCCGGAACCGCCCAGAGGCAAUUUAUACUACUGGGUACGAAGUUUUGAUGGGAUUAUUCUACGGAAUAGGGGCUUUGAUUUAUACCAUGAGGAUUCCAGAGCGGUGGAUGCCCGGUAAGUUUGACAUUGCGGGCCAAAGUCACCAUAUUUUUCACGUGUUGGUGGUGGCAGGGGCGUUCACGCAUUACCGUGCGGGGUUACUUUACCUCCGGUGGCGCGAUAUGGAGGGGUGUUGACAAGGUUUCUUGGAGAAUCCGAUGCACUGGUGGGUUCGAUGUUUGUUGCGUUGGUUGUGGUGUAUUAGUAGGUCAUAAGUUGUGCAUAGUAAUACAGUGGGCGAGGAGCUUGAUAUUUAUGGUCUAAGCUUCUUAAUCAAUGAAGGAUCAGUAUCAUACACAUAUAGGCCUUACAUAGUUUCAUACGUUGAGACGCCUUCUUUUUCUAUCUUCCACCAUUGAUAAGAUGAUAAAUUUUCCA